This is a messenger RNA of Neomonachus schauinslandi (Hawaiian monk seal), 607 nucleotides long. RefSeq names its product steroid 5 alpha-reductase 1 (gene SRD5A1). The coding region runs from base 40 to 435 and encodes 131 amino acids. The transcript is spliced from 4 exons. Lineage: Eukaryota; Metazoa; Chordata; Mammalia; Carnivora; Phocidae. Gene Ontology annotation, biological process: steroid biosynthetic process. Gene Ontology annotation, molecular function: 3-oxo-5-alpha-steroid 4-dehydrogenase activity. The record is from RefSeq and is a predicted model, not a curated record.
UCCUUGAUUUUCCCAUUUCUGAUCCGAGGAGGAAAGCCCAUGCCCUUGUAUACAUUUGUAUUGGCCUUCGUGUUCUGUAUCUAUAAUGGCUACUUGCAAAGCAGAUACUUGAGCCAGUAUGCUGUGUAUGCCGACGACUGGGUCACAGAUCCCCGAUUUCUAGUAGGUUUCUGCUUGUGGUUAAUAGGCAUGCUGAUAAACAUCCAUUCAGACCAUAUCCUGAGGAAUCUCCGGAAACCAGGGGAGACUGGAUAUAAGAUACCAAGGGGAGGCUUCUUCGAAUACGUGACGGCAGCCAACUACUUCGGGGAGGUGGUUGAGUGGUGUGGCUACAGCCUGGCCAGCUGGUCCCUCCAAGGCGGGGCCUUCGCGCUCUUCACCUUCUGCAUUUUAUGCACCCGGGCCCAGCAGCAUCACCAGCUCUCUCUGACAUGAGGAACCAGCUGUGCUGCCCAGUGCUGCUUCUGAGGAUCCCAGAGGCGUGCGUGGACAUCGCCGUCCCGGUUUUGCUGGUUUGAAGCUGUCAUUGCCUUCCGUGCACAGCGCCUGGUGCUCCGAGAAACCUGCUCGCGGUCCAGGUCCUCGGUCCCUGCCCGCUGAGUGCGUU